Molecule: messenger RNA, 976 nt
Organism: Durio zibethinus
Lineage: Eukaryota; Viridiplantae; Streptophyta; Magnoliopsida; Malvales; Malvaceae
Source: RefSeq, a predicted model, not a curated record
AUUUUAUUAUACCAACAGUAUGAGAUCAAGAUUGCUGAAUUAAUUAUCUACAUAAUUUCCAAGGUCAGUCUCUAAUCUUUCUCUUUUUCAUUGGAUUAUCUGGGUAAAAAAAAUUAAAAAAAAAUUACAGCUUUCCACUUCGUACGCGUUGCUUACCAAACAAAGCUAGCACAUCACACCAGUACAUAAAACAGAGAAAUUUGUUGUUUGCUUUUGGAUAAAGCGAUUCUAAUGGUGAGAGUUACAAUAACAACAAUAUAUGCCAACCUCUUCUAGAGCAAAGGUAAAAAAUGACUUCUUUCAAACUCUACUUGUUCUUCUCCUUCCUCUUCUUCUUUCUUCAGCCAUCAAAAGGCUAUGAAAUAUGCCGAACCAGAUGCGGACCGGUGCCGAUUCGCUUCCCUUUUCAGAUUAUCAGUAGCCUACCUGAGAACCGCUGUGGCUAUCCGGGCUUCACUGUCUUAUGCGAAAACGAAACCCAAAACAUCCUAACAUUUCCAUCCGGUGAAUUCAGAAUCGAAUCCAUCGACUAUUUAUGGCAACUUAUUAGCAUAAGUGAUCCAAGUAACUGCACCGCCAAACGUCUUCUUCAGGGAUUUGAUUACUUGAACACUCCUUUUCAGCCACUUUACGCUCGAAACUUCACGUUUCUCAACUGCACAUCCGAUCCACUGAUUUUCCUAAGUACCGGAGUAUCACCAAUUCCUUGUCUUAGUAGCGAAAGUUAUUCCGUUGUGGCUUUACCGAAUGAUCGUUACAAUGUCUCCAAUAUAUUGAGUUGUUCGGAGAUAGCAACGUUUUUAUACCCGAGUUUGCGGGCUGAUGAUUCUUCUGACUCUUGGUGAUUUUAUCACCUUAACAUGGAAAAAACCAGAUUGCCAAUCGUGUGAAAGCGUUGCAGGGAUUUGCCAGUUCAAGGCUACUAUGAGUUUGGAUAUGGGAUGCUUCGAUCCUUUUGAUCAUCGAUUUCUAUCAA